This is a messenger RNA of Mus pahari (shrew mouse), 3516 nucleotides long. RefSeq names its product PAX3 and PAX7 binding protein 1 (gene Paxbp1). The coding region runs from base 156 to 2915 and encodes 919 amino acids. Gene Ontology annotation, cellular component: nucleus. The transcript has 19 exons. Lineage: Eukaryota; Metazoa; Chordata; Mammalia; Rodentia; Muridae. The record is from RefSeq and is a predicted model, not a curated record. Gene Ontology annotation, molecular function: DNA binding. Gene Ontology annotation, biological process: mRNA splicing, via spliceosome; positive regulation of transcription by RNA polymerase II.
AUGCGCACUCGACGCGGCGCGGUAGCUAGCCAGAGCCGCGACGACCCGGCGGGGGGGGGGGGAUCUCGCGCCUGCGCGUGCGCGGCGGUGGUCUCCGCGCUCCCUCGUCCUCUCAGUCAGCGAGCGGCUGUGAGAGCGCGGUGACGGCGGCUGGGAUGUUCCGAAAGGCCCGGCGGGUGAACGUGCGCAAGCGGAAUGACUCGGAGGAGGAGGAGCGGGAGCGCGACGAGGAGCAGGAGCCGCCACCGUUGCUGCCCCCGCCGGCCUCGGGUGAAGAGCCCGGCCCUGGCGGCGGCGACCGGGCCCCCGCGGGGGAGUCGCUCCUGGGCCCGGGGCCGCCGCCGCCGCCGUCCUCCGCGCACCACCCGGGCCUCGGCGCUGAGGCCGGGGGCGGCAUCCCCGGCGGCGCGGAGCCCGGCAACGGGCUGAAGCCGCGCAAGAGGCCUCGCGAGAACAAAGAGGUGCCCAGGGCCAGCCUGCUCAGCUUCCAGGACGAGGAGGAAGAAAAUGAAGAAGUAUUCAAGGUAAAGAAAUCAAGUUACAGCAAAAAGAUAGUUAAAUUGCUUAAGAAAGAAUAUAAAGAAGACCUUGAAAAAUCAAAGAUCAAGACAGAACUCAGCACAGCAGCUGACAGUGACCAGCCUCUGGACAAAACGUGUCAUGCUAAGGACACAAACCCAGAAGAUGGAGUUGUCGUCAGCGAGCACGGUGAGGAUGAGAUGGACAUGGAGAGCGAGAAGGAGGAGGAGAAGCCCAAGGCCGGGGGCGCCUUCUCCAAUGCUCUGUCUUCCCUGAACGUGCUCCGCCCAGGAGAAAUCCCAGAUGCAGCUUUCAUACAUGCUGCAAGAAAGAAGCGACAACUGGCCCGGGAGCUGGGAGACUUCACUCCCCACGACAGUGAGCCUGGUAAAGGCCGCCUCGUCCGGGAGGACGAGAAUGAUGCCAGCGACGAUGAGGACGAUGAUGAGAAGCGCCGGAUCGUUUUUUCUGUGAAGGAAAAGUCACAAAGACAAAAGAUCGCUGAGGAGAUAGGUAUUGAGGGGAGUGACGAUGAUGCGUUAGUAACUGGAGAGCAAGACGAGGAGCUCAGCCGCUGGGAGCAGGAGCAGAUUAGAAAAGGAAUUAACAUCCCUCAGGUUCAAGCAAGUCAGCCCACUGAAGUGAAUAUGUACUACCAGAAUACUUACCAGACAAUGCCUUAUGGUGCAUCCUAUGGCAUACCUUAUAGUUACACAGCCUAUGGAUCAUCAGAUGCCAAGUCUCAAAAAACAGAUAAUACAGUCCCUUUCAAAACUCCCAGUAAUGAGAUGGCUCCCGUUACUAUUGAUUUGGUAAAGAAACAGCUUAAAGACAGGUUGGACUCCAUGAAAGAAUUGCACAAAACCAAUCGACAGCAGCAUGAAAAACAUCUGCAAAGCCGAGUGGACUCCACCAGGGCUAUUGAGAGAUUAGAAGGGUCUUCUGGGGGUAUUGGUGAACGGUAUAAAUUUUUGCAAGAAAUGCGAGGGUAUGUCCAAGACUUGCUUGAGUGUUUCAGUGAAAAGGUGCCACUGAUUAAUGAACUUGAAUCAGCAAUACAUCAGCUGUACAAACAGCGAGCUUCCCGCCUUGUCCAAAGACGACAAGAUGAUAUUAAAGAUGAAUCUUCGGAGUUUUCAAGCCAUUCAAAUAAAGCUUUGAUGGCACCAAAUCUUGAUUCCUUUGGACGUGAUCGGGCACUUUAUCAAGAACAUGCAAAACGUCGGAUUGCAGAGCGGGAAGCCAGGAGGACUCGCCGUAGGCAAGCCAGAGAGCAAACCGGUCAGAUGGCAGAUCACCUGGAAGGCCUGUCCAGUGAUGAUGAAGAGACAUCUACAGAUAUUACUAAUUUCAAUCUGGAGAAAGAUCGAAUUUUGAAAGAGUCUAGCAAAGUUUUUGAAGAUGUCCUUGAGAGUUUCUAUUCAAUUGACUGCAUUAAAGCACAGUUUGAAGCAUGGCGUUCAAAGUACUACAUGUCCUAUAAGGAUGCUUACAUUGGUCUUUGUCUGCCAAAACUGUUCAACCCCCUGAUCAGACUUCAGCUUCUCACCUGGACUCCUCUCGAGGCAAAAUGUCGUGACUUUGAAACUAUGCUGUGGUUUGAAUCUCUGCUGUUUUAUGGUUGUGAAGAACGAGAGCAAGAGAAGGAUGACGUUGAUGUUGCUCUGCUGCCCACCAUUGUGGAGAAGGUCAUUCUUCCCAAGCUGACAGUGAUAGCUGAAACCAUGUGGGAUCCCUUUUCUACAACACAGACUUCAAGGAUGGUUGGAAUCACAAUGAAAUUAAUAAAUGGCUAUCCCUCAGUAGUCAAUGCAGAAAAUAAAAACACACAGGUAUACCUUAAAGCACUUUUAUUGAGGAUGAGAAGAACUUUAGAUGAUGAUGUGUUCAUGCCCCUGUAUCCCAAAAACGUCUUAGAAAAUAAAAAUUCUGGGCCUUACUUAUUUUUUCAACGACAGUUUUGGUCGUCUGUCAAGCUCUUGGGAAAUUUUCUUCAGUGGUAUGGCAUUUUCUCAAACAAAACUCUUCAGGAGUUAUCAAUAGAUGGCUUGUUAAACAGAUACAUCCUCAUGGCUUUUCAGAACUCAGAAUACGGAGAUGACAGCAUCAGAAAAGCCCAAAAUGUAAUCAACUGUUUCCCUAAACAGUGGUUUGUAAAUCUGAAAGGAGAAAGAACUAUUUCUCAGUUAGAAAAUUUUUGCCGAUAUCUUGUACAUUUAGCAGAUACAAUUUACAGGAACAGUAUUGGGUGCUCUGAUGUGGAAAAAAGAAAUGCAAGGGAAAAUAUAAAGCAGAUAGUAAAACUUCUUGCAAGUGUUCGGGCUUUGGAUCAUGCUCUGUCUGUCGCAAGUGACCACAAUGUGAAAGAAGUCAAGUCUCUGAUGGACGGGAAGUAGCUCUGAGAGGAAGCUUUUUAACAGCAGGAACUUAGGCAAUAGCAAUCAUCUUAGGGAAACCCUGCGCUGCUGCAGCAGAAGCGCUGGCAGGUGACGGACCUUCACCCCUACUUUGGCUAGUGUUGCUGUCACUGUAGCUGUGCUGCCUUAAAAUGAAAACGGAAAUAAGACUUUGUCAUUGAGUGAGUGUGGAACUUCUGGGACUCAGCCCUGGCGGCAGCUGUGGGUUUAAUACGAGCCCAAGGUGACAUAUGCAGUGGUGUGGGGUAGGAUACACCACAAACUAACUGCAUGGCCUGGGCUGACUGUCCUUGCUCGCUGUUGUCUUCACUGCCCAGAUAUAGAUACGCAUUUCUAUAGUUUCUCCUGUUUUGAAUCCCACAUAUGUGAGUUAUAUAUGCAAUAAAGAACAUGCCUUGCUGAUCAGACACACCCAGGCAAUUUACUCUCCAUGGUAUUCUGUAAUGUUUAUACCACACUGUAAAUACUCAGAGAAACUUGUUUUAAGGUUGAUGCUUUCUGAUUCUGUGAUUUUUCAGAAGAGUAACUUUUCAGAAAUUCAGGGCUAUCAUUUGAAAUAUAUAUAUGUAAUUAAGCUUUA